Molecule: messenger RNA, 7166 nt
Organism: Spodoptera frugiperda (fall armyworm)
Lineage: Eukaryota; Metazoa; Arthropoda; Insecta; Lepidoptera; Noctuidae
Product: serine-rich adhesin for platelets-like
Exons: 5
Coding region: 310-6906 (2198 amino acids)
Cellular component (GO): extracellular region
Molecular function (GO): chitin binding
Source: RefSeq, a predicted model, not a curated record
UACGCACAGUAUAAGAGGCUGAGGAGUCGCGGCGCGCAUCCUCACACAGCCUUACACAGCCUCGCCGAGACCUUGCUCGCCACGCAAGGACAAUUGCAGCCCCUACGAAAACUAGCCAUUUUCGAACCGAACUCUAACCGAGCCACACUUCGACAACGACUUCUUCAUUCAAAUUCCUAGUUUUGAUUAUUCUCUACCAGAAUAAGACUGAACGUGUGUGUUUGUGAUAUUACUGAAUAGUGCUGAAAGGAUUUUUCGAUACAGACUUCAAAAAUGUCAUGCAAGUUAUAACCGGAACCAAAGCACAAAAUGGACAGUACAAUAAGAAGAUUAUGUACAUUAUACACAUUUGUCCUUCUCUUACUAAUUGUUGAAGCGACGGACACUAAUAACAAUGAAACUACACAAGAGCGUCGACAGUCCCGUGUUACUGGCAGAAUAGUCAAACUAUACUCAGGCACAAGACCAGAACCUAUAUUAUGUGCUGGUGAAGGUUUUCAAGCAGAUCCUCGCGACUGCGCUGUAUUCUACCGCUGCAUGAAGUCAGGAAACGGAAAAUUCACUGUUUUCAGGUUCCAAUGCGGUCCUGGUACGGUGUAUGAUCCAGACACUGAAGUUUGCAAUCAUCCUCGAAGCACAAGACGCUCAGAAUGUGGUGGCUUGCUACCAGCACCGCCAGUCGACCGUCUAAAUAAUAAUGUAAUUGAGGGAGCGCAUAAUGAAAUACCUUCCCCAAUUACCAGCACUCCUAUACUUUUACAAUCGACGACGGUCGCUAAGCCUUCAUCUACAACUAAAAUUACUUGGACACCGUCUAGCUCCACAUUAAGUACCUCUACCAAACGUCAAGUAUCAGAAGUCCCUUCAUUAUUUACGAAUUUAUAUCCAUGGGAAUCAACUGUAGGCCAUACUACAAUGGAUUAUACUCGUAAUCCAGUGCCUUUGCUACAAAGUACGGCAACUCAAAAACCAUCGUAUACCGAAGCAUCCAAGAUCAUUCCUCAGUCGACCCCGACUGUUGUACCUCAUUCAAACUCUCAAGACAAUAUUUGUACUUCUGACGGGUUCAUGGGUGACAGUGAAAAUUGUCGCAAGUUUUACAGAUGUGUGGCUAACCAAAGAGGAACUUACACCAGAUUUGAGUUUUCGUGUAGUGAGUCUACAGUAUGGGAUGAUGAUACACAAAGCUGUAACCAUGCUUGGGCAGUAAAACGAAGCAGAUGUGGUAGAAGCAAUCAGAACAACCAUGUGGCAACGAAUACGAAUACAGAAAUUCCACAAACAGAUAGAACAGAUAAGACUAUUCAACAACAAUUACAAAUAAGUUAUGGUUCUAAAGUUACGCAGACUCAAACACAAAUAAGUAACGGAUCUGUGAUACAAAAUCAAACUCAAAUAAAUUUUGGUGACCGUUUAAAUCAAAACAAGGAUACGAAAGCUAAACAAAAUCAGACACAAAUAAGCCAUGGGUCAGCAAUAAGUCAAACACAGACUCAAAUUGAUUAUAGUGACAAAGCUGUACAAACACAGUUACAAAUUGAUCAUUCUAAACAGUCAAGUCAAUCACAAACACAGAUUCAUGAAUCAACUACAAACGGACCUUCCAAGUCCACUCAAUCAUCUUCGAAUAAUGCAGGAAAUACAUGUGAAAGAUCAGGUUUUAUGGGGGAUGCCAAUGACUGCAAAAAGUUUUACAGAUGUGUUGAUAAUGGAAGAGGCGGAUAUACAAAAUUCGAAUUUUCGUGUGGUGAAGGCACAGUAUGGGAUCAAACUAUUGAAGCUUGUAAUCAUGCAUGGGCUGUUAAGGAAUGUGGAGGUAAAGGCACUUCGGGAACCACUAGUACUACACAAGCUGCUGCAAGUACUUCUCAGUCAACACAAAAUUAUCACACAACAGCAUCAGCUCCUCCUCAAACUACUUCAGAAACAGUAACUCAAGAUUACGAAGACAAUGGUUAUGGUCAACAAAAUCCAAAUCCGACUUCAUCUCCUUCGACGACCUUGAGUACAACAAGUUCUUCGACAACCUUGAGUACAACAAGUUCUUCGACUACUUCAACUACUGCGAAACCACCUUCCAAUGGAAAUUGUCAAUCUAGUGGUUUUAUUGGCGAUCCAAAUGACUGCAAAGUAUUUUACAGAUGUGUUGAAAAUGGUAGAGGCAGCUUUACGAAAUACGAGUUUAAGUGCGGUGAGGGUACAGUUUGGGAUCCUGACUUGGAGGCAUGUAACCACGCAUGGGCUGUAAAACGAUGUGGUGGCAGUGCAUCUCCUGAUGUAAGCCAUACAGAAACCACCACUGAAAAACAAAAUAUACAGUCCACAACCAAUACUUUAAGUAGUACCCAGUCAUCAAGUGAAAUGCCUGCAACACAAAAUGAUGAUUACGAUACUGGUUACGGUCAAAAUAACAACGAUGUAACGACUUCUUCGACUUCAACAACGACUACGACAAAACAACCACAGAACUCGGGUAACAUUUGUCAAUCUAGUGGUUUUAUGGGUGAUCGUAAUGAUUGUAAAAAGUUUUAUAGAUGUGUUGAUAAUGGUAACGGAGGUUUUACACGUUAUGAGUUUACAUGUGGCGAAGGAACAGUAUGGGAUCCUAAAAUUGAAGCGUGUAAUCAUGCCUGGGCAGUGGAGAACUGUGGUGGAUCCGCAGGAGGACAACAAGAGUCUACAACUCAAUCUAAACCUACAACUAUAAAUGAAAUAGUUGCAAGUAGUACAACUCAAAGUGACCAGAGUACAGUAUCAUCUACACCACUGCCUAGUUCUACAAUAAGUACAUCUACUACAGCAGGAUCUGUACCAGUAGCUAGCACUGACUGCAAAAAUAGCGGUUUUAUGGGAGAUCCAAAUGAUUGUAAGAAAUUUUAUAGGUGUGUUGAUAACGGUAAAGGAUCCUAUACCAAAUACGAAUUUUCUUGUGGUGAAGGUACAGUAUGGGAUCAAAAAAUCGAAGCAUGCAAUCAUGCAUGGGCUGUAGAAAACUGUGGUGGUUCUGGAUCUUCAUCGUCUAGUCAACAAGAAACUAGCACACAAUUGCAACCGACAAUGAGUGAUGAAAUUGAUAAUGGCUAUCCUUCAAAUAUUGAUACUGAUUCGGAUACUACUACUCAAAGUACAACUACUCAUUCAACAUCAGAAGGUCCAAAAGUACCGAGUAGCAAUAAUAACUGUGUAAGCAGUGGUUUUAUGGGAGACAAAAACAACUGCAAGAAAUUUUAUCGAUGUGUAGACAAUGGCAAUGGUGGAUAUACCCGCUAUGAAUUUGACUGUGGAGAGGGAACUUUAUGGGAUCAAAGUAUAGAAGCGUGUAAUCAUGCGUGGGCUGUCAAAGAUUGCGGCGCUACCAGUGACAAUACAGUACAGAAGCCUACUGAAUCUUCCACACAAGCAUCUUCAACUACAGAAACGGAGAUAGGUUAUCCCCAAAGUACUGAAAAAACUAGCACUUCAACAACACAACGUAACCCAGAAAGUGACACGAGUGAAAUAUGUUCCAAAGAAGGUUUUAUUGGCGAUAAAAAUAAUUGUAAGAAAUUUUACAGGUGUGUUGACAAUGGUCGUGGUGGAUACACUAAAUAUGAAUUUACUUGUGGCGACGGUACAUACUGGAACCAAGAAAUAUUAUCAUGUGAUCAUGAUACAUCUGAUAAAACAUGUGGUGGUGCCGAAAGCAGUUCAAGUACGCAAAGUCAUGAACCAGAACAUGAUGAAAUUUAUACAGAAUCUUCCAGUACGUCCAGUUCAACAACAACAGAAAGAAAUGAAAACCAAACCCAGAAACCUCAAGUUUCAUCUGACGUGUGCGAAUCAGAAGGAUUUUAUGGAGAUAAAAACGAUUGUAAAAAGUUUUAUAGAUGCGUGGAUAAUGGAAAAGGAGGAUAUACGAAAUAUGAUUUCACUUGUGGAGAGGGGACAGUUUGGGAUCAAGAAAUACAAGCCUGCAACCAUGCCUCAAGUAAUCAAAAUUGUUCAUAUAGCACCGUACCUGCUAGUUCUACAUCCACUACUACAUCCACUACAAACCGGCCAGCUCCUGUAACUGACAAUUCAAUGACAACAGCUUCGCAAACUCAGCAUACAACUGAAACGACUCAAACCUCUUCAUCAUCUUCAAGUAGUCAACAAUGUUCGUCUGAGGGAUUCUUCGCAGUUCCUAAUGAUUGCAAGAAAUUCAUAAGGUGCGUUAGCAAUGACAAAGGAGGAUAUACAAAGUAUGAAUUUUCUUGUGGUGAUGGUACAGUGUGGGUCCAAGAUAUAUUAGCUUGUGAUCACGAUACCGGUGACACAAAUUGUAGUUCUCAGACUACAAGUCGUCCAGUAACAACGGAAGGUAAUCAACAAACAACAGAAAAGAACGAGGCGAGUAGUUCGACGACUGAAUCUCAAACGAUUGAUAAGCAAGAGGAUGAAUAUGAUAAUACUAAUUCUGAGAAACCGCCUCCCACAAGCAGCGGUCAAUGUACAUCGGAAGGAUUUUACGGAAACGAAAAUGACUGUAGACAAUUUUACAGAUGCGUAGAUAAUGGUAAAGGAGGAUACACGAAAUAUGACUUUACUUGUGGUGAAGGAACGGCAUGGGAUGCUGAUGUUCAAACUUGCAAUCACAUAGAUCAAGUGAAAUCUUGUCAAGGGGGAAGUCAAUCACAGCCUGUGAUGCACGACGAGGACAAUAGACCUACUGAAGCUUCUAGUACCUCAUCUAGUUCAACAACAGCUGCCUCUACUAGUUCUAGUGGGACAACUGUUAGCUCAACAUCUUCAAGUACAACUUCAUCGUCUGAGUCUGAUCAUACAACUUCAGCAAAUAAAGACACAUGUAACAGCGAAGGCUACUUUGGAAAUUCUCAGGAUUGCAAAAAGUUUUACAGAUGUGUAGAUAAUGGAAAAGGAAGUUAUACAAAGUAUGACUUUACUUGUGGUGAAGGUACAAUAUGGGAUCAAGAUAUAACAACCUGCAACCAUCCACAGGACGUUGCCAAUCCUUCUUGUAAUCAACAGCAAGAUGGUAGUUCAUCAUCCAGCACUGAAUCUAGUCCAUCUUCUUCUUCUUCCCCAAGUGAUACCACAUCGACUUCAUCGUCAUCGUCGUCGUCAUCAUCUACUCAAAGUACAACAGAAAGUUCUCAAAGUUCAUCCAACUGUUCGCAAGAAAACUCUUCCAAAAAACCCCAAAAUCAAAAUAUAACUUGUGACAAAGCCGGUUACUAUCCCAACCCUAAUGACUGUAAGAAAUUUUAUAGAUGUGUAGAUUGGGACGGAGAUGGAAAACGAUUCUCAGUAUAUCAUUUCGAAUGUGGUGAAGGUACUAUUUGGGAUCCAGCUGUUGAAACUUGUAACCAUGAAGAAUCAGUGUAUCCUCCGCGUGAUUGUAGUGGUUCUGAAUCUCAAAGUGCAAAUCCUCCAGCAACAGAGGGAACCACUACAACGCAACAAGAGACCACAAGCACACAAGAAAGUACUUCGACUCAAAGUACAUCUACAUCCCAAUCUAGCACAGAGGAGACAACACAGUCAAGUACUACUGAGUCAACAACUACGGAGCAAUCGACCACUUCAGAACAAACUACUACACAACAAUCAACUACAUCGGAACAAACUACAUCUAGUCAAACGUCACAAGCGACUACAGAAUCAAGUACCACAGAGCAGACCACUGAACAAACUACUCAGAGCUCAUCGUCUUCACAAACAACAACUGAGCAGUCUACCACCUCUGAACAAACAACCACACAACAAUCUACCACAUCAGAACAAACCACGACACAACAGUCGACCACUUCCGAGCAGACUACUCAAGAAUCAACCACAUCUGAACAAACGACACAAUCUUCUACCACUACAGAAGAAUCGCAACAAAGUACUACUGAGCAAUCAACGACGACUGAAGGAACUACAGAACAGUCGACUACUGAACAGUCUACCACCGAACAGUCGACUACCGAACAAUCAACUACAGAACAGUCUACUACUGAACAAUCAACUACUGAACAGUCUACCACCGAACAGUCUACCACUGAGCAGUCUGCUACCGAACAGUCGACUACUGAACAGUCUACUACUGAACAGUCUACCACUGAAAAGUCUACCACUGAACAGUCUACCACUGAGCAGUCUACCACUGAGCAGUCUACCACUGAACAGUCUACCACUGAACAGUCGACUACUGAUCAGUCUACCACCGAACAGUCUACUACUGAACAGUCUACCACUGAACAAUCUACCACUGAACAAUCUACCACUGAACAGUCUACCACUGAACAGUCUACCACUGAACAAUCUACCACCGAACAAUCUACCACCGAACAGUCGACUACAGAACAAUCAAAUGACAACUCAACAACAGAAAGUAAGUGCCCAGAGACGAAUGAAGAUCAAUCACUCUUUGUAUGCCCAACAUCAUUUAGAAGACAUCCAAAGUACUGCAAUUUAUUCUACCAAUGUGACGAGGACGAUGACACACAUGACGUAAAGAUUGCAGUGUUCACAUGUCCCAAUAAUACAAUCUACGAUGAAAGUCAGACUCGUUGCGUAGAAGAAAGUAAAGCUGACAAAAAAUGUGACGGAAAAAUAGCACAAAAAAGAAGAUUUAAAAGAUUAGAUAAAAACUAUAAGGAACCUAUUGUGGUGACCAAAGAAAGUCAAGCAUGUCCCGGCACUGGCUACUUCUCCUUUGAAAAAGACAGUGAAUGUUCUCCAGCCUUCUUAAAAUGUAAAAAAGACAAGAGAAAUGUAAUAAGAGGCUUAGUAUAUCGUUGUCCGAAAGGUUACGUUUAUUGGUCUAUUAGUAAAAGAUGCGAACCAGUCGAUAGUGUAAGAGACUGUAAACGGUCACAGAACAACUGGUCAGGGCGAUGGGAGAUACCCGUAGAACGAAGAAAUGUGGCGCCGUCAUAAAAUAUUAGAAUAAUUAAGAUACUUUCGUAACAAGCCCAACAUUUUGUGAUAUAUAACGUGUUGUAAAUUCGUGCAAACAUUAAAUUAGUGAAGUAAGUAUUCGAUAGAUAGGUAUUCAUAUGAAUUGUAAUGAGCAAGAUGUCCAAAUCCCAUAGUACGUCAUAAUUGAAUUCCGCCUUAUAGUAUAAGCGCUGAUUACAUUACAAUGCAAUUACAACAAACUUUUGGGAUACUCUAAUCGUAACUCUUUAAAAAUUGUA